Cylindrotheca closterium is the source of this 1194-nucleotide messenger RNA. The record is from the annotation of a GenBank genome assembly. Lineage: Eukaryota; Bacillariophyta; Bacillariophyceae; Bacillariales; Bacillariaceae.
AUGUUCAAUAGCAGCACCAGCAGCAAACUAGUUGCGACAAAGGGAAACACCUCAAGAGCAAGACGGGAUCGACGAACCACCCGCAUAAUAACAAUACUCUCUGUUUCAGCAGGAACCGUAGCAAUAAUUCUCUUGUUAUGUUGGCGGCUGGGAGUUGUGUCCACAAGAUCUUCGAGCAAGAGCAAUGGAACGAUUCGUGGCAAUUCUGCAAGUAGAGCGUCUUAUGAUGAUUACUUUCAACCCCAAGAAUGCGCGGUUGGACUAUGGAACCAAGAUACCCAUACUCUGGAAGUGAACCCCAACUGUCCUGCUUCUCAGAAACUUUUGAAUAUGAAACCUCCACCGACCGACAAGACGCUAACCUUCUUUUUGAUUUAUUUCAAUGACCAUCAUCAUUUGGCACAUCAGCUCAAAUCAUGGAUCAGCUAUGGACAAAAUGUUUUGGAUCAAAUACAAUUUGUCAUUGUGGACGACUCCAGCGCACCGGGUCACACGGCCGCUGAGUUUCUGCAGGCCAAUAUCAAUCAUAACGAUUCCCAAACAAUAAGAACACCAUUGGAUAUUGUGAUUUACAAAAUUGAUCAAAACUUAAUGUGGAAUAUUGGAGGAGCUCGCAACUUGGGAUUCUGGAUGGCCAAUACACCGUGGGUAUUCAUGAGCGAUACGGAUACCCAAGUGGCUCCAGAAACAAUGAAGUAUAUAUUGGAAAAGGUCUCAUCAUCGGCAGCAAUAACAGAUACUUCGUCACCUGCUGUCUAUACCUUUUUUCAGCGACAACGAGAUUCUGGAUUCAAGCCACAUCCUGCUGUCAUGUUGAUUCGAAAGCAGGAUUAUUGGAAAGUAGGAGGCUGUGACGAAGACUUUGUGGGUUCCUAUGGAUGGACGGAUCCCCACUUUCGAUACAAAGUGCAAGAGGAUCCUACCUUGCAUGCCAUCAAGGCCCACACGGAAAUGGAUGAAUUGGGGAUCACGCCCUUGCGUGAAAUGAAUGAUGACAUUGAAUGUCCCAACGGCAUUGUCUGUCUUGAAAAGUUCCAUGGAGAAAAGGCCCCAAAAGAGCCCGAAAAGAAUGAAGCCAAGUUUAAGAGAAAGAGUCAAGAAGGUAAAUGGUCCAACGAAGUAUUAAGGUAUACCUGGAAGAGAGUAAAGUGGCAACAAAAUUCAUGGUGGGACUUUUUGCUUUGGUGGUCAUAG